Molecule: messenger RNA, 4257 nt
Organism: Trypanosoma cruzi
Lineage: Eukaryota; Euglenozoa; Kinetoplastea; Trypanosomatida; Trypanosomatidae
Exons: 1
Coding region: 1-4257 (1418 amino acids)
Source: RefSeq, a predicted model, not a curated record
AUGUUAAGCACAUUGUUUUUUGAUGAGGCCGAUGCCAGUAGCGCCCUUCAUGUGAAGGCGACGCGUCAGCAGCAUGCGGAGGGUGAAGAGGAGAGUUUCGAGGUCUCUGGUGGUCCCUUGGUCACACGCAACGCAAUGCACUGCUUCAACAGUGGCUCCAUCCCCAUCCCCUCUUUGCGAGCCACACUACUUUGGUGGUUGGACCGCGAUGCACCACGGGUGCAUCUCCUCUUCACGAGCAGUUCACCUGGUGACGUGAGUUACUGUUGUCGCAAAAUGUCAGUGGAGGUUCCUGCAACGCGCCAGACGAUCAUUGCCUGUGGACUCACUCACAUUAGGGAAGAGACUGUUUUUGCCGUCACAUGGGUGACCUCCAUGCCGGAGGUGGGGCUGCUGCGGCUUCAAUUACAGCGAAGCAAUGAUCACCACAGCCAACUUCUUCUUGUUCCCGAUGGAAGGGCAGUGCUGACCUCGCGGCUUUUUCGGGUUGCUGAGGCAUUUGAAAAUGAGGCUGAAACUUUUUCCUAUGCGAAUGGUGGGUACAACAAGGAUGUUGGGGAAGAAGUUGGGAUUAGCGCUUCUUUUUCCGCAUGCAUUCUUGCAAGUCUUCCAAGAGAGAAGGCACUUAAUGGAUUACUUUCCAUGAUUAUCCUCACCAACGGUAUUAGUUUGUGGUGGGUUGAGAUGGGGGAGGACGGCGCUUUUGUCGAGAAAGAGAUCCAUAUCCCAAAUUCUUACAAUGGAAACAUUUCAGGGUCUUCACAGGGUAGUGGAGUUGCUUCUUGGCUUCCCAGCUGGCCGUGGGAUGGCAAACGGGUAAAGGGACAAUGGUGCCUUACCGUCAGUGCAGUGCAACAGACGCAAUACAUUCUUGUUCUGCAUUGCAGUGGAUUGUUGGAAUUAUAUGACAGUUCAGUGGAGUCAAUGGGUCCCAUCUUCUCCUGUGCUCUACCCAAGGACGCGAUUGCCAAUUCCAGAGCCGCAUAUCAAUGGGCUACACUUCUUAACGACGAUAUACAUGUGGUGACAUGCUUUGGUGGCAGUGAGGCUUGUCGGUGUGUAUGGUUACGUUUACCAGGGAGCAUGGCAGAUGGGAAUUUUCAGGGUGCGGAAUGUAUGUCCAUAAUCCCUCCAACAGAUACCAGUACACUCAUUGGAUGUGUCGCGUUAAGUGCAGAAAAUCUUGCUCUUCUCUGGGAUUUUGGUCUAGAGGGAGACGCUUGCCUGUGUCCCUCAAUUUCAAUUGGAUCGCUUUUGCACAGCACACAACAAGGCAUAUCGGGUAUUCUACAUCUGAUUACCGCACAGCCAGAGGGUAAUGCAUUAGAAAAUGGGGAAGGUGGAAGGAUUGAAAAUUGCCAGGGAAAUAACGCUGUUGCACUUUUGCCUUUAAAGGGGUCAGAGGUUUACUUUUGUCAUUCACACCCGCUUGACGCGCUAACAUUUGUGGGGAAUGAACUUGUACUGAUUGAGAAAAUGGAUGGAAAGGUGCGGGCUCAUGUAUUAUCCGAUAAAAUGAGUCUUUUGGAAGCGUUAAUUGAAUCUUCUUUUGCAGUUGGACGUCCCGUCACGGCCUUUACUCGUAACUCCCUGUCACUUUUGGCUAUGCAUUUAAUUCCUGCUGUGGUGCGUGAUGAGGAUAAUCCCCACUGCAUGGAUACUGAGGCAUUUGAAGAGGGCGUGGAGUUGGCAGCAUCGUGCGUUGACGGUGCAGACAAUCUUGCGGCAUUACUUAUCAAUACAGUGCAAAAUGUACCAGUGGCCCUCACAAUAGGUGGCUUCCAGCUUUUACGCAGUGCGGCGCACUUACAGGGAUAUUUUCCUUCCGGUCUUGUGGAUGAUGCCGCGAUGAGGAUUGCUCUGGAACAUGCCGCGACCCACGUGGAGGUUUCUUUUCGGCGCACCUCAUUUUGCAGUUUUUCGCGUCGGUUUGUGCAGCAUACCGUUUCCAGGGAUCUUUUGUCACGUAUCGCUUACCUUGUUUGUUCUUAUAUUGGUUGGAUGUGCUCUGAUCUUGCAUACACCGCGAGUCUGGAAUUGCCUCGUGUCCGCAUUGUCUUGGAGUUUCUUUCUGCAGCAUACCAUGCAAUGAGCGUCGCUGGUCCCAACGUUGCUUCUGUUGUACCUUGUGUGGGCGAAAAUGUCAUCUCUGAUGUACUACAGCUGUUGCUUCAAUUUAAACCAGGUUGGGGAGAGGCGGGGGAAGAUGCACUUUAUGCUGUACAAGUGGCAAAACGACUCUGGGCAAGCGACGGGGAGCUUGGAAUGAGGGCAUGUGUGACGUGGUGCAAUCUUUUGGGCCGUCGCUACCCGUGCCUGCAGCACUUCCGGAUUCUUCGCGAUAUUGGCGCCGGUCGAACAACACGUUCUUCUCACUUUAUGACCAUGUGCGUUACGGUAUCCUUUCAUUUAUCGAGCUUGCCAGCAAACAUCGCUGUGCCACUUCUUCUUGAUAAUGAAUUGGGUAUUUGUGGUGGUGGGUUUCUCCAUAUGGCUUUUGCCGAUGUGACUGUAGAGGAUUGGAGAGCUUUAGUCACCACCAACACAACUCUUGUGGCGAAAUUGUACCGCGUGGCUCUUCUUCGUCGUGUAAUUUAUCCAAGAGAUGCGCAUCACGCAAGUGUGAGUGGGCUGCUGAUACGUGAACUAUUUCUGACCGAGUUGGUGGAGCUGGAGCAGUACGUGCAUCUUGCGGGUGUGGGAUUUUUGAGAGUUCAUCGGGCACUUGUGGAGCUUCGACUUGAGACACACAUGUUUCUUGCAAGAGUGGCGCUCGAUGAGGCAAAAAUUGGCGAUGUCUUCCGUUCACUGGAAGAGUUGCUACAGUGUGCGGCGGCCCAAAAAACGACUGCUGUAUAUUUGGAGCAGGUAUUGUCGAUUCUUGGAGAGGUUGCUGAGUUGGCCUCUGCCUCGCAAGAAAUAACCGAUGCUCUUGUUUCUCUUGCCCACUCCAAUGCCGAGUUGGAUGGCUAUCUUGCAACGAAAUGGUAUUUGUACGCCGCAAGGCUGUCAGCGAAGACGGCGUCGCUGCCACAAGCGGAGGUCGUGCGAUUACGGGCGGCAAGAGGGCUCUUCCGCUUUCUUUGCAAGCGCCAUGCGUAUGGGCAAGCCGGCCGCAUGAUGACAGAUCUCGUCAAUGUUGUCCGUUGUUCUGCACCUCGCUCAAGUGCUGUGGAGGGAGUACUGGAAAUGAGUGCACUUGCGGUGACUGCAGUUGAACUGAUUGCGCCCGAUGUGUAUUUACACAUGCAACAAGACGAGAGGGAACCGUUGACGCUUGCGGCCUACGGGCCCGCCACCUAUCCAAAUGUGUUGGAUCAAACACCCUCAAAAACACCUUUAAAUCGCAAUCACCUCCCAUGGUUGCGCCGACGUCAUUUUCAGGCCUUUUGUGAAAAAAGGUUAAUGGAAGUAAACCAAUAUGUAGACUGCACCGACUUGUGGACAGAGAAUCCGCCAGUUGAAGUUCAAGAGGCAGCAGUGAGACGAUUUGUGGGUGUGCUUAUGGAGUCUCGAUUUUGGCCAGAGGCCCGCCGUUUCGCAGCCAUGAUGGGACAUGACGUUGGUACUGUUCUCCAAGGGCACGUGCUAGAUCUUAUGACGUCCACGGACCACAAAACCGAUGAGGAAGCAUUGGUGGAGUGGUUUGAGAUGGUUGAGGGGUGUGAGGAGUUCUCGUCAGCAGAAAACCAAUUUGAUCCAUUGCGACGUACAGUUGUUGCGGCUUUGUCAUGCAACUUUGAGAAGGCGCAUCCUGCUCUUCUUGAAUCGCUCGAGCAGGCCGAUCGUUAUGAGGCACUUCAGGCAUUGAUGGAGGCCUUUGAGAUACUGCAUUACAGACGAUCAAUGGUGGUAACAGCAAAUAACGUAGCAAAUGAGGAGGAAAAUGAAGAAAAUUUACAUUCUGCUUUUUCUGAUUAUGGUAGCAAUGAAACCAUCAGUGCUACUCAGCCAUGGCUGCCCUUAUUAGAGGCACUCCGUAUUGGCACAAGUGUCUUCACAGACUCCCUGUACAACGAUGAGGAUGCGUCAAAAAUGAGCGAGGCGCCCAUGACUGCAGGGCUUUUUGAUCGUAUGGCCUGCAGGGCACGUGAGUUGCUGGGCUCCUCACUUCUGUUAGAGCGUUUAAGCAGUAAGCAAGCUGGCUCAACUGCGGAAAAGUUUUUGAAAUCUUUUGAGAUGAUAAAGGAAUCCAAGUUGGCCAAUGGUGUAGUGCACCAACAACAACGAUGCACAUGGGGGAAUAGGGGGUGGUAG